CGGUCAACUGAGUUUAUAAACUGCAGCUCAGAGAAGAAAACCGGGCCGCGCGUGAGCAUCAUAGACUGUAUAUAAAAAGGUGAGCAUGCGUAUGCGCGUAGUAGUCACGUGACUCCAGCACCACGUGACCACCAAAAAAAAAUCCAUGGCGGCGCACCGUUCUGCACGGCUUGCUACAAGAUCAGGACUGGGAGGUUUCCUGCGGCGGGUUUGUUUUCUGAGAAGCUGUGGUCCCCCCACAGCCCUACUGUGUCAGCAACAUCAGCGCUUCUUCUGGAGGAAGUGGAGAAGUUCUCACGAUGUGGUUCGACCAGCUACUGUUAAGCCUGCCUAUGCAGUACCCCAGCACAUUGUGCGACCUGACUAUGUAGGCAGUAGUCUGGUUCCAGAAUGGCCAGACUACGUAGAGAUCAAAAACCAAGAGCAGAUAGAAGGCCUUGCAAGAGCAUGUCAGCUAGCCAGACAUGUACUGCUACUCGCUGGACGCAGUCUGAGGGUUGGCAUGACAACAGAUGAAAUAGACUUCCUCGUACACCAGGAGACAAUCAAGCACAACGCCUACCCAUCCCCUCUCAGAUACGGGGGUUUCCCCAAGUCAGUCUGUACAUCUGUGAACAACGUGGUUUGUCAUGGCAUACCUGACAGUCGGCAACUUCAAGAUGGAGAUAUCAUCAACAUUGAUGUCACUGUGUACUUGGAUGGAUACCAUGGUGACACCUCAGAAACCUUCUUCAUUGGCGAGGUAGAUGAGGUUGGGAGGCUAUUGGUGGAAACUGCCAGACGUUGCCGAGACGAGGCCAUCGCUACCUGCAAGCCGGGUGCACAGCUCUGUGUUAUAGGAAACACUAUCAGUGAAAUAGCAAAUGCCAGUGGCUUCCAAGUGUGUCCUUAUUUCAUUGGACAUGGAAUAGGCUCCUACUUUCAUUGCCAUCCUGAAAUCUGGCACCAUGCUAAUGACAAUGACAUGACGAUGGAUGAAGGGAUGGCUUUCACAAUAGAGCCCAUACUGAUGGAGGGGUCUCCAGACUUUAGGAUCCUGAAGGACAAGUGGACAGCAGUGUCCGUAGACAAUAAAAGGUCGGCUCAGUUUGAACACACAGUGGUCAUCACAUCAGACGGAGUGGAUAUUCUCACCAAACUGCCAGAAGAGGGCAAUCUGUGACCUGAAAGACCUGCUGACUCCUGCAAUGACUGUUCAAGAUCUCUUCACCUCAACCAGGAUCUAAACUACCUUUUGUAAUAACAAAAGUUUCACUGACACAUAUUUUAAACAAGUGGAACGUUUGUACCUGUAAAGUGUAUAAAAAGAAAUUACAUACAUUUUCUUAUUUUACUUUUUAUUAUUAAGUUAAGAUUACACAUAGUUUAUUCAGUCUGACAAAGAGUUUUUUUCACCCUUGACAUAGAGGAAAAGUGGCUGCCAGUGCAUCUUAUUACUAAAUCUGAGAUUUAUGCAUGUCUGAGUCUUUAUAUUAAGAGAUCCCAAUUAUGUCCAAAUACUUUUGUUAGCCCAUCAGCUGCUAACCAGUUUAGAGUUUUUUAGCCAUCACUCAAAGGAAAAUCAUUUAUGACGGUUGCUUCAAUGGGGCCCAUGACAGUCAAAUGUGAUUUGUGACAAGACUUGUAACUGUCAACCUAUAAACUGGAGGAACACAAGCAGGGCCUGAGCCAGGGUUCAAGACUUGCUACCAACCAAACACUGUAAAAUGUUCCGGUUAUUUAAUAAAAUCGCAAAAUGUCACAUUAUAUGUAUUAAUUUAACUAUUUAAAAGUUAUUUGUUGGGUAGUAUUUGUCUCACUUCAUCAUUGUCUCAGAAGAAAACAUGCGCACAAACUUGAGGACAAAAAAUCUGCUAUGGGGUUGGAAAUUCCAAUUUCCAAUUCCUCUUUAUCUUUUGUCUACAGGUGAACUUAAUAAAGGUCAAAUAUCACAUACA
Messenger RNA from Micropterus dolomieu (smallmouth bass), 1937 nucleotides. RefSeq names its product methionyl aminopeptidase type 1D (mitochondrial) (gene metap1d). The transcript is spliced from 10 exons. The coding region runs from base 146 to 1162 and encodes 338 amino acids. Gene Ontology annotation, molecular function: metalloaminopeptidase activity. The record is from RefSeq and is a predicted model, not a curated record. Gene Ontology annotation, biological process: proteolysis. NCBI's taxonomy places the organism in Eukaryota, Metazoa, Chordata, Actinopteri, Centrarchiformes, Centrarchidae.